UUCCGCUUGAGAAUGGGUUUAUUGUGGCGCAGCUAUGGACUUUUUGCUGUGGUUACGCUGAUGGGCGUGUUGGCCCAGUACGAAUGGCAACCAAAGGACGCGUUCGAUGAAAUAAAGAUACGCUUCGAUAAGGUGAACGCCGACAACUGUCCCAUUCUACCGCCGAGGGAUUUAACCUUGCCCGAGGAAAGCGUUUCCCAUCUACCGGACAUCAAGGAUGUAAACAUUAAUCCGGUCUUCCCCAACCGAACGGCCCUGCUGCACCUGCAUAACAUGGCACUGAGUCGUGCGUUCUUCUGGAGCUACAUCUUGCAGAGUCGUUUCAUCCGGCCAGCCAUCAAUGAUACGUACGAUCCCGGUAUGAUGUACUACUUCUUGUCGACCGUCGCGGACGUAUCCGCCAACAGGCACAUUAACGCUUCCGCCAUCUACUUUGCACCCAACUCAUCGUUUUCGUCCUCGUACCGCGGGUUCUUCAACAAGACGUUCCCCCGCUUUGCACCCCGUACCUACCGGGAGGAUGAUUUUAACGAUCCAAUUCAUCUGCAGAAAAUUUCCACCUUAAACACGUUCUAUGUGCGCGAUCUCGGUGCAUUCCCACCGGAUUCGGCACUGCACGAUUAUACGAUCAAGAACUAUCACAUAAACGAGUGGUACAAUCUGUGGCUGCCGGACGAUGUAGACAAGCGGCACGAUACGAAAACGACGUAUCAGGUGGAAAUUCGGUACGCCAACAAUACGAACGAAACGUUCACGUUUCAUGGGCCGCCAGGUGCGGACGAAAAUCCGGGUCCGGUGAAAUUUACCAAACCGUACUUUGAUUGCCGUCGGUCAAACAAGUGGCUGGUGGCGGCUGUCACUCCGAUUGCCGAUAUUUAUCCGCGACACACACAGUUCCGGCACAUUGAAUAUCCGACGUACACGGCAGUUUCGGUGUUGGAAAUGGAUUUCGAACGAAUCGAUAUAAACCAAUGUCCGAAGGGUGAAGGUAACAAGGGUCCAAACGUAUUCGCGGACACGGCACGCUGCAAGAAGGAAACGACUGAGUGCGAACCGAUCGAUGGGUGGGGAUUCCGGCGCGGUGGCUAUCAGUGUCGAUGUAAGCCGGGUUAUCGCUUACCGGGCGUUGUAAGGAGGCCCUACCUGGGGGAGAUACUGGAGCGUGCAUCCGACGAGCAGUUUUACAAUGGGUUCGAUUGUAAGAAAAUUGGAUGGAUUCAAAAGGUGCCGAUCAAAUGGUUCCGGGCACCGACGUACGUGCGCGAACAGUAUCUCAACCGGUACUACGAGUAUAAGAACUACACGACCGGUCCGAGCUCGCUUCACUCUCACAAGCUAAACAUAAACGAGGUCCUGAAGUUCAUUUUGGGCGUAAAUGAACGCUCGUGCAAAAACUACCACCCGCAGGAUCUGAUGCUAACGGGCGAGUUUGCCUACGAAGCACAAAAACAGUUCGAAAAUGAAGCUAAAAUGGCAAUCCGUUUGGCGAACUUUAUCAGUGCCUUUCUUCAGAUAUCGGACCCGACCGAAGUUUACUCGGGCAAACGGGUAGCCGACAAACCGUUGACCGAAGAUCAAAUGAUGGGUGAAACGUUGGCGCUAGUUCUGGGUAAUACACGCAUCUGGUCGGCCUCUACGCUGUGGGAUCGGCGCAAAUUCCCCAACCGUACCCUGUUCGGACCGUACGCGUACAAGCGCGAGCUGAACACGCGCAAAUUCAACAUGGAAGAUUUGGCCCGGUACAACAAAACGGGCGAAGGGUACAUCGAUAAACCGUUCUUCCGGCUGCUGAAACAGCGGUGGGCCACGAAUUUCGAUUCGCUCGAAAAGUACUACCUUAAGAUACGGUUGCGCCACAAUGAGACGGGCGAGUAUGCGCAACGGUACGAGCAUUAUCCGAACUUUUACCACGCGGCCACAAUGGAUCAUGGCUAUUGGACGACGCCCGAGUACGACUGCAAGGGAUACGUGAAAAAAUGGCUCAUAACGUACGCGGUACCAUUCUUCGGCUGGGACAGUCUGAAGGCGAAGCUGGAAUUCAAGGGAAUCGUUGCAGUUUCAAUGAACAUGCUCCAGCUGGAUAUCAACCAAUGUCCGGAUGAUUAUUACGAGCCGAAUGCAUUCAAAAACACUCACAAAUGCGACGAGAAGUCUUCAUACUGUGUCCCGAUACUAGGCCGUGGGUACGAAACGGGCGGAUAUAAGUGCGAGUGUCUGCAAGGGUUCGAAUAUCCGUACGAGGAUCUGAUCACCUACUACGACGGGCAGCUGGUCGAGGCCGAGUUUGAGAACAUUGUGAAUGAUAAGGAAUCGCGGUUCGAAACGUUCAAGUGCCGCCUGGCUGGAGCAGCCGCACUGCAGGUGCAGUUUACCAUACUGGCCUUUGUCAUGCUGGUCGGUUGGAUUAUGCUGCGCCGCAAUCAGUGUUAGUAUGAUGAAAGAGGAGGUUUUAUUUUAAGUAGA
This is a messenger RNA of Anopheles maculipalpis, 2463 nucleotides long. RefSeq lists its product as uncharacterized. Bases 13 to 2430 code for a protein of 805 amino acids. NCBI's taxonomy places the organism in Eukaryota, Metazoa, Arthropoda, Insecta, Diptera, Culicidae. The record is from RefSeq and is a predicted model, not a curated record. The transcript is spliced from 6 exons.